Oreochromis niloticus (Nile tilapia) is the source of this 2294-nucleotide messenger RNA. RefSeq names its product transforming growth factor, beta 3 (gene tgfb3). The record is from RefSeq and is a predicted model, not a curated record. Gene Ontology annotation, biological process: transforming growth factor beta receptor signaling pathway; regulation of cell population proliferation. The transcript has 7 exons. Gene Ontology annotation, molecular function: cytokine activity; growth factor activity; transforming growth factor beta receptor binding. Gene Ontology annotation, cellular component: extracellular region. The coding region runs from base 425 to 1642 and encodes 405 amino acids. NCBI's taxonomy places the organism in Eukaryota, Metazoa, Chordata, Actinopteri, Cichliformes, Cichlidae.
AGUGUGUUUGAGGUUGGACUGCAAGAAGACAACAAAGACGCACUGACUCCUUAUACAUAUUUGCACAAGUGGAUGGAAAGACCAAAUGCAAUGGAGCAACUAAACGGCGGUGCAGAGAUCGGGCCCCUGUAAACUACAAAGAAAAAGAGAGGGGGAGAGAUGCCUGAAUGAGACAAGAGGGAAUGAAGAGUGUAAUUAAGAGUUUUGUUGAAGAGUCGAGACCUUUUUGCACAAUUGCGCGGAUUCGCUCCCAUGCAAAUACGCAUUUGGCAAAGAUGACAUAGCACUCGAGAAAAUGGGAUUCCUCCAGGAACAGUACUCACUCGCGACCUGAAUGAAAAGAUAAAAAGGGAUAUUUUUUUUCUUCUCCUUCUUCUAAUAUUACUUGACAAGGCUUCGGCUGUGAGCGAACGCAGAUUGAAAUAUGAAUCUGGGCAAAGCACUUCUGUUUUUCCUCCUCUCAAACUGUGUGACAGUGACUUUCUUGCUAUCCACUUGCACCACAGUGGACAUCAAACACAUAAAGAAAAAGAGAGUGGAGGCCGUCCGGGGACAGAUUCUCAGUAAACUCCGACUGACCAGUCCGCCUCAAACAACAGGUCCAAGUCAAGUACCGUUUCAGGUUCUGGCACUUUAUAACAGCACCAAGGAGCUCAUUGAGGAGCUGGGGAAAGACCGGCAGCAGAGUUGCGGACAGGAUAACACGGAGACAGAGUACUACGCCAAAGAGAUUUACAAGUUCAACAUGAUCAAUGGGCCACAAGAAAACAAUGACCUCCCCAACUGCCCCAGGGGCAUCACCCCCAAGAUAUUCCGCUUCAAUGUGUCGAUCAUGGAGAAGAACGCCACCAACUUAUUCCGGGCUGAGUUUCGAGCCCUGCGGAUCCCCAACCCCAGCGCCAGGAGAAACGAGCAGAGGAUUGAGCUCUACCAGAUCCUCCAGAAAGAUGACCCCAAAGCCAAACAGCGCUACAUUGGGGGCAAGAACGUCCUGACCAAAGGAACGCCUGAGUGGGUCUCCUUUGAUGUUACGGAGACGGUGAGAGAGUGGCUGAUGAAUCGACGGACCAAUCUCGGCCUGGAGAUCAGUGUGCAUUGCCCCUGCCACACCUUCAGGCCUAAUGGCGAUAUAAUUGAGAAUGCCAAUGAGGUACUAGAGGUCAAGUUCAAAGGCAUGGAAGCAGAGUAUGACGAGCAGAGCCGUGUGAAAAGCCAAAAGGAGCAGCUGUACCCCCACCUCAUCCUCAUGAUGCUUCCUCCCCACAGGCUGGAUGCCCAGUCUUCCUCCCGAAGGCGCAAGCGGGCACUUGACACCAAUUACUGCUUCAACAAUUACGAGGAGAACUGCUGUGUGCGACAACUAUAUAUUAAUUUCCGGGAGGAUCUGGGCUGGAGGUGGAUUCACCAGCCCGAAGGGUACUAUGCCAACUUCUGCUCUGGUCCCUGUCCUUACCUACGCAGUGCAGACACCACCCACAGCUCGCUGCUGAGCCUGUACAACACCUUGAACCCCGAAGCGUCCGCCUCUCCCUGCUGUGUUCCUCAGGACUUGGAGCCCCUAACCAUCCUCUACUACGUGGGUCGCUCCCCGAAAGUCGAGCAGCUUUCAAACAUGGUCGUCAAGUCCUGCAAGUGCAGCUAAACUUCAAGGUCUUCGAGGGAGGGAAGGGGGUGGGGGGUGGGGGUGCCCUGUGAGAAGCAAGGCAUGGGAUUUGAUCACUCCCAGCACUGCUCCGAAGCGGGUAUGAGGAAUUAAAGCGGGCAAUGUACAGUUUGGCCUCCAUGAGUACCUCUUUCCCAUGCUUCAGCCUUGCCCAAGCUCGUAAAAAACAAACAAAAAAAGAAAUGGAGUCCACUACAGCUAUAGACUUAGAAGACCUGUCAUACACCACUUCACCAACAACGCUCUCAAACCCAUCAGACCUCUUGUUGACCUUCAGUAAUUACUUUCUGACAUCAGUGUUUCUCAUAUUUUUUCCAGCAUUUUGUACCUCAUGUCCACGACUAUUGAUAUUCAAAGGCCAUUUUCAGUGAAAGAGGAACAGAACAAUGAAUGACCAAUCCAUUCUCAAGGAUGCAUUAAAAAGAGAGAGAGAGAGGGAGAGAGACAGAAGGACUCAGAAUGCAGACUAAACUCAGCAUACGCCAAAAGAGAGCAAACGCAUCACACGGGACACAUUCAAAAAGUCCGAGCUGGAAACUGACGCUGUGCGCGCCGCGGCUCCCUACACUGUUUGUUUAGGAUUAAAUGCUGUCGAUUAAAAAUGAUCGUAGGAAAAAGAAAAAAAAAAAAA